Suillus paluster is the source of this 1113-nucleotide messenger RNA. RefSeq lists its product as uncharacterized. Gene Ontology annotation, biological process: negative regulation of transcription by RNA polymerase II; chromatin organization. Bases 74 to 925 code for a protein of 283 amino acids. Gene Ontology annotation, cellular component: nucleus; pericentric heterochromatin. Gene Ontology annotation, molecular function: chromatin binding. The record is from RefSeq and is a predicted model, not a curated record. Lineage: Eukaryota; Fungi; Basidiomycota; Agaricomycetes; Boletales; Suillaceae. The transcript has 5 exons.
ACCAGUGUCUUGUUGGACAUUGAACACCAAUCGAACUUGCCACCAAGCACUACUCGACCACAAGCAGUCUGAUAUGCCUCGCGUGACAGAUGUGGUGACUUCUGACUCGGAUGCGGACAAGCCACGCGCGACACUAAAGAAAGACCAUUCUUCCAAGAAAAACCGAGUGUCCUCAGAGCCUGAGCCCGCGUCAGAGAAUGAAGAGGAUGAAGUGGCUCCUGGAGAAGAGAACGGCGAGCAGGAAGAGGAGUAUGAGAUCGAGGACGUCAUCGACUCCCUAAAAGGUUAUUUUGGUGAUGGCAAAACGGGCUAUUUCGUGAAAUGGAAAGGUUACCCCCCGGAGGACAACAGCUGGGUGCACGAGGAUGAUGCAGCCAAUGCGCAGGACCUCAUCAAGAAAUAUUGGGAAAACAAGCGUAAAGCUAGCAAAGGUGGUCCCCGCAAGUCCACAGAUCCUGCCAAGACCAAAUCCGGCCGUAAAUCAAUCGCGGCAGAGGAGCCUCGAGAGCCCACACCUCCCGCGAAGAAACGUAGUAGGCCGAAGAAAGCGGAGCAGGAGCAGUCAGAGAAGGAGCAAGAAGCAAGCAGCGAUGCCGACGAUGCUAGAGCAAAGAAAAAGCCGCGAAAGAGUCAAGGAGCUUCUGCGAAGAAGGUCAAUAUACAGCUGGCUGAGGAUGAAGAGAUGGUCAGUUUCGGUAGCAUGAAGAAGCACAUGACUAUUGCUAGUUGGGAGAAUCUUGUCGAGACCGUCGACACGAUCGAACGCGGAGAGGACGGAAACCUCUUUGUGUACUUCAAAAUAAAGCAUAGCGACGACCGAAUGCGAGAGGUUUCUCGACUUUGUGCCCAAAAGUUCCCUCAGAAGCUCAUCAAAUUCUAUGAGUCCAAUUUGCGAUGGAGGAUUGAUGGCGAAGAGGCGAAUUGACGCCGUCGCCGUAUACGACGCAGCGGCAUCCAACCGGAGCUCCUUGUUUUGUUUUGCUCAUUGCUUUAUCUCGUUUCACACAUACCAAACACGACUGAAUUUGUUAAUCGCGUCCCAGUCCAGAUUCACAUGUCCAAACUUAAUGGAAUAUGACAUUACGCAUUUCCAGGAUGCUCCAACCAUUGAGA